Penicillium nucicola is the source of this 1182-nucleotide messenger RNA. RefSeq names its product replication factor C subunit 3. Gene Ontology annotation, molecular function: DNA clamp loader activity; DNA binding; ATP binding. The transcript has 5 exons. Lineage: Eukaryota; Fungi; Ascomycota; Eurotiomycetes; Eurotiales; Aspergillaceae. The coding region runs from base 1 to 1182 and encodes 393 amino acids. Gene Ontology annotation, cellular component: Rad17 RFC-like complex; DNA replication factor C complex; Ctf18 RFC-like complex. Gene Ontology annotation, biological process: DNA repair; DNA-templated DNA replication. The record is from RefSeq and is a predicted model, not a curated record.
AUGUCCGACUACGAAGAUGAAAUGGACGUGGAUGCGCCCAAGGAUGUGCAGUUCAGUUCCGACAACGCCAGUGGAAAAAAGAGAACCGUCGCAGAUUUGCCGAUUCAAGCUCAAGAUAACCUUCCCUGGGUAGAGAAGUAUCGACCAAACACCCUGGACGAUGUGUCCGGCCAUCAAGACAUCCUCGCUACCAUCAAUCGAUUCGUGGAUACGAAUCGGCUGCCCCAUCUCCUGCUCUAUGGCCCUCCCGGAACUGGAAAGACCUCUACUAUUCUCGCCCUGGCGAGACGAAUCUAUGGCACCAAGAACAUGCGACAGAUGGUGUUGGAAUUGAACGCCAGUGAUGACCGUGGUAUCGAUGUGGUUCGAGAGCAGAUCAAGACCUUUGCAAGCACAAAACAAAUCUUCUCCAUGGCACCCCAGGCCUCCGGCGGACAAAAUCUCGCAGGAUACAAGCUGAUUAUUCUGGAUGAGGCGGACGCUAUGACUUCCACCGCCCAAAUGGCUCUCCGUCGCAUUAUGGAACGCUACACGGCGAACACUCGGUUCUGCAUCAUUGCCAACUACACACAUAAGCUGUCCCCUGCGCUUCUUUCACGAUGUACUCGAUUCCGUUUCAGUCCUCUCAAGGAGGCAGAUAUUCGAGUUCUAGUGGAUCAAGUGAUUGAGAAGGAGGGUGUCAAAAUACAACCCGAUGCGGUUGACAGUUUAGUAACCCUGAGCAAGGGUGACAUGCGACGGGCACUGAACGUGCUUCAAGCCUGCUUUGCUAGCAGUAUUCCUCUCCCUAUGAGAGACGCGCCACAGGCACCUCGCCCCGAACCCGAGAUUGUCACCAACGCAACAAUUUAUGACUGCAUUGCCGCUCCCCACCCGGCAGAUAUCCAACAAAUCAUGACCACUAUCCUGUCCACCAGCGACGUUACCUCUUGCCUCAACACCGUACAAACCCUCAAGGCUACCAAGGGUCUCGCUCUAGCCGAUAUCUUAUCGGCCCUCGCGGCCCAACUCCAGCAGCUCGAAGUACCUGCGCAAACCCGUAUCACCUGGCUCGAAGGUCUGGGUGAGAUCGAAUGGCGUCUUUCCGGGGGUGGCUCGGAGGCAAUCCAAACCGGAGGACUAGUCGGAGUUGUGCGAAAUGGGUGUGAAUUAAUGGGCGACCAAGGCGUUGUCCUGGCAUAG